AGUGCAUAAAAGGACCUGCCACAGCCCAGGGAGCACAGGCCUUUGGCUGCAUCCUCUAGCCACUUCUUCUCCAUUGUUCAGAUACCUCCCUCACUCCAUCAUGACCUGGAACUUCAGCUGCGCCUCGGCCUGCGGGCCCCGGCCCGGCCGCUGCCGCAUCACCGCCGCCCCCUACCGCGGCAUCUCCUGCUACCGCGGCCUCUCCGGGGGCUUCGGCAGCCACAGCGUCUGCGGGGCCUUCCGUAGCGGCUCGUGCGGCCGCAGCUUCGGCUACCGCUCCGGCGGCGUGUGCGGCCCCACCGCCCCCGCCAUCACCAGCGUGUCUGUCAACGAGAGCCUGCUCACGCCCCUCAACCUGGAGAUCGACCCCAGCGCGCAGUGCGUGAAGCACGAGGAGAAGGAGCAGAUCAAGUGCCUCAACAGCAAGUUCGCCGCCUUCAUCGACAAGGUGCGUUUCCUGGAGCAACAGAACAAGGUGCUGGAGACCAAGUGGCAGUUCUACCAGAACCGGAAGUGCUACGAGAACAACCUGGAGCCGCUGUUCAAUGGCUACAUCGAGACGCUGAGGCGGGAGGCCGAGUGCGUGGAGGCCGACAGCGGGAGGCUGGCCUCAAAGCUGAACCACGUGCAGGAAGUGCUGGAGGGCUACAAGAAGAAGUACGAGGAGGAGGUGGCCCUGAGGGCUACUGCUGAGAAUGAGUUCGUGACUCUGAAGAAGGACGUGGACUGUGCCUAUGUCCACAAGUCUGACCUGGAGGCCAACAUGGAGGCCCUGAUCGAGGAGAUCAACUUCCUGCGGCAACUGUAUGAGGAGGAGAUCCGCGUUCUCCAGUCCCACAUCUCUGAUACCUUGGUGAUCGUCAAGAUGGACAACAGCCGGGACCUGAAAAUGGACUGCGUCAUCGCCGAGAUCAAGGCUCAGUACGACAACAUCGCCAGCCGCAGCCGGGCUGAGGCCGAGUCCUGGUACUGCAGCAAGUGCGAGGAGAUGAAGGCCAUCGUGAUCAGGCACGGGGAGACCCUGCACCGCACCAAGGAGGAGAUCAAUGAGCUGAACCACAUGAUCCAGAGGCUGACAGCUGAGGUGGAGAAUGCCAAGCACCAGAAUUCCAAGCUGGAGGCUGCAGUGACCCAGUCUGAGCAGCAGGGCGAGGCGGCCCUCAGCGACGCCCACUGCAAGCUGGCAGAGCUGGAGGCCGCCCUGCAGAAGGCCAAGCAGGACAUGACCUGCCUGCUCAAGGAGUACCAGGAGGUGAUGAACUCCAAGCUGGGGCUGGACAUCGAGAUCACCACCUACAGGCGCCUGCUGGAGGGCGAGGAGAACAGGCUGUGUGAAGGUGUCAGAGCCAUGAAUGUCUGUGUCAGCAGCUCCCGGGGCGGGGUGGUCUGCGGGGACGUCUGCGUGUCCGGCUCCCGGCCCGUGACGGGCAGCAUCUGCAGCGCCCCCUGCAGCGGGAACAUAGUGGUGAGCACUGGCAUGUGCGCCCCCUGCGGUCCGCUCCACACCACCUGCGGAGGUGGUUCCUGCCGCGUGGGGAGGUGUUAGGCAGUCCUGCCUGCCAGACGUGCCACUGCACCCACCCGGCUGACAGCAGCGGCGCCUCGGUAGCUUUGCCCCUCGUGUUCCGAGACUACACCACCCGGCUCCUUCCCAUCGGCCCCUCAUCCUGCUGCCUGUGAAAGGACCCCAUUCUCUGCCCCCAUCUCGGCCUCUGGACCCUCCCAGGGAGAAGGCUUUCCUUCCCUCAAAGGAGCGCUGCUGGACUGCCCCCAUGCUUCUGGCCUCUUGUGUCCCAUUUUUCUAAUAAACUGGGGACCCACCUUCUGUGCUACAA
Molecule: messenger RNA, 1835 nt
Organism: Choloepus didactylus (southern two-toed sloth)
Lineage: Eukaryota; Metazoa; Chordata; Mammalia; Pilosa; Megalonychidae
Product: keratin, type II cuticular Hb3-like
Exons: 9
Coding region: 101-1546 (481 amino acids)
Biological process (GO): keratinization; intermediate filament organization
Cellular component (GO): keratin filament
Molecular function (GO): structural constituent of skin epidermis
Source: RefSeq, a predicted model, not a curated record